Messenger RNA from Entamoeba invadens IP1, 663 nucleotides. RefSeq names its product serine/threonine protein kinase HT1, putative. The transcript has a single exon. The record is from RefSeq and is a predicted model, not a curated record. Lineage: Eukaryota; Evosea; Mastigamoebida; Endamoebidae. Bases 1 to 663 code for a protein of 220 amino acids. Gene Ontology annotation, molecular function: ATP binding; protein kinase activity. Gene Ontology annotation, biological process: protein phosphorylation.
AUGUUAGAUAAGUUCAGGUGUGAGUAUAUCGUCCAUUUCUAUGGGGCUGUGUUCAUCACAACAAAAGUGUGUAUGGUCACCGAAUAUGCGCCAUUUGGGUCUUUGCAGGAUCCAAUGAAACAAAAGAAGAGUGAAGAAGUUGUUAUAAAAAUCCGCAUCAAAAUGAUGUUAGAUGCGGCAAAAGGUAUUUGUUAUUUACAUAAAAAUGGGAUAUUACACGGAGACAUCAAGCCAGACAACAUCUUAGUCUUUUCAUUAGAUCUGAGUUGUACUGAUGUUAUCAAUGCAAAAUUGACUGACUUUGGGAGUGCAAGAAACGUCAAUUUAAUAAUGACUAACAUGACUUUUACAAAAGGUAUUGGUACACCCAUUUACAUGGCGCCUGAAAUUUUACAACAAGAAAACUACAGAGAAUGUGCGGAUAUAUACUCUUUUGCAAUAACAAUGUUUGAGGUAUUCGGAUGGUGCGAGGCUUACCCCAAAGAGAUGUUCAAAUUUCCUUGGAACAUAGCAGAAAUGGUUACUUCUGGGAAAAGGCUUGAGAAAAAAGAAAACAUGUCAGAUGAUCAAUACAAUUUAAUUCAACAAUGUUGGAAACAAGAUUCCUUACAAAGAGCGAACAUAGAAAAUGUGGUAGAGCAAUUACAAGAAAUGCUUAAUUAA